This is a messenger RNA of Arachis duranensis, 1906 nucleotides long. Its product is annotated as serine/threonine-protein kinase RHS3-like. The record is from RefSeq and is a predicted model, not a curated record. The transcript has 4 exons. NCBI's taxonomy places the organism in Eukaryota, Viridiplantae, Streptophyta, Magnoliopsida, Fabales, Fabaceae. The coding region runs from base 135 to 1838 and encodes 567 amino acids. Gene Ontology annotation, biological process: protein phosphorylation. Gene Ontology annotation, cellular component: cytoplasm; plasma membrane; nucleus. Gene Ontology annotation, molecular function: protein serine/threonine kinase activity; ATP binding.
AGGAGUUAUCAGCAUUCAUGCCAUUUCUGACUUUCAGGAUUGUGUACUCAAUUCCCUGAAAUCUUAUUUUCCUAAAGGAUAUUCCUCGAGGGGUGUUAUUGUGUUGCUUAUUGAUUGCAUCAAAGCCUAUCAAUAUGCCUGACUCACCUGGGAGGAAGCAUAACUUAGGAGAGCUUCUUAAGUCAGAUCCUGGUGGUCAUAGUUCUGAAAAUUCAAGAAACAAUUCACCAACUCAUCCUAUUAUAAGGGUGAAUCAAGCAGCAAAAGAUGGCAGUGCAACCAACAAUUCAACAACCGAAGCUGCACAUAUGGAAGAGGUUUCUAAAAACAAUGCGAAAAGUAAAUCUAGACCUCAAAGAUUAGCAUCAAUAACAAAAAAUGUUGCUGAACCCGGCACUCAACGCCAUAGUCCACGCGCCAAGACAAACUCAAUUUAUGAUGUUGCAGUUACCUCACCAGGGCGGCCGCCUGCGACUUCUUCGAGGGGAGUGUACCAAGGUGCAUCGAGCAACUCUAGCUCGCGCAGCAAUAGUUUAGAGAGCACCAGCACACCCCUCAGACCACAUACCGGUGGCGAUUGUAGAUGGGAAGCAAUUAACUUGGCUACCAAGGCAGGCCCUCUAAAUCUUAGCAAUUUCAGGCUUCUCAAGCGUAUUGGUUAUGGAGAUAUCGGAAGCGUAUAUCUCGCGGAACUUAAAGGAAGUAAGACCUACUUUGCCAUGAAAGUAAUGGACAAGGCUGCACUUAUUAGCAGAAACAAGCUUCUGAGAGCACAGACAGAGAGAGAGAUUCUUGGACUUCUAGAUCACCCCUUCUUGCCCACAUUAUAUUCUUAUUUCGAAACAGAUAAAUUAUACUGUUUGGUCAUGGAGUUCUGUAGUGGAGGUGAUCUCCAUUCUCUUAGACAGAAGCAACCUAACAAGUGUUUCACUGAAGAGGCUGCAAGGUUUUAUGCUUCAGAGGUUCUGUUAGCUCUUGAGUAUCUGCACAUGCUUGGCAUUGUAUAUAGAGAUUUAAAGCCAGAAAAUCUUUUAGUCAGAGAUGAAGGCCAUAUCAUGCUCUCGGAUUUCGACUUAUCACUUCGCUGUUCGGUCAAUCCUACACUUGUCAAGUCUUCAUCUGCGCACGCAAACAAUGGUAGUAGUAGCGGCGACUCUGGCAGCACAGUAGGUGAUGAACAAGCAUCACAAAGUAGUGCAACAUCAACCUUCUUCCCACGCAUUUUGCCUUCAAAGAAGAACAGGAAGGCAAAAUCAGAUUUCGGCCUAUUGGUCGGUGGAAACCGCCUGCCUGAACUGAUGGCAGAGCCGACCAAUGUGCGCUCGAUGUCAUUUGUAGGGACCCAUGAAUAUCUAGCACCUGAGAUUAUCAAAGGAGAAGGUCAUGGUAGUGCAGUAGAUUGGUGGACUUUUGGGAUAUUCUUGUAUGAGCUGUUGCAUGGAACAACCCCUUUUAAAGGCCAAGGAUAUAAGGCCACACUUUACAAUGUUGUUGGCCAGCCAUUGAGGUUCCCGGAAAAUCCACAGGUUAGUCAGGUGGCUCGAGACCUUAUAAAAGGAUUGUUGGUGAAGGAACCUCAGAACAGAAUUGCAUAUAAAAGGGGUGCCACAGAGAUAAAGCAGCACCCAUUUUUUGAGGGAGUGAACUGGGCUCUAGUUAGAAGUGCCGUGCCUCCUCAUAUACCAGACCCUAUUGACUUCUCAAAGUAUGCUAGCAAAGACACACCACCACCAGCACCGGCACCGGCAUCUGAGAAGAAGGUGGCAGAUAAUGUUGCUAGUAAUAAAAAGAACAACAGUGCUACUGAUUCUUCCUAUGUAGAUUUUGAGUAUUUUUAGCAGUAACAAUCCUACUCGGAUAUAAAUUUACCUCUUUGUUAAAAGUUCUGUACAAAAUGUCCUCCUCU